This is a messenger RNA of Antechinus flavipes (yellow-footed antechinus), 3353 nucleotides long. It is a transcript of the gene SYT10, whose product is annotated as synaptotagmin 10. Lineage: Eukaryota; Metazoa; Chordata; Mammalia; Dasyuromorphia; Dasyuridae. The record is from RefSeq and is a predicted model, not a curated record. The transcript is spliced from 7 exons. Gene Ontology annotation, cellular component: membrane. The coding region runs from base 694 to 2253 and encodes 519 amino acids. Gene Ontology annotation, biological process: regulation of calcium ion-dependent exocytosis; calcium-ion regulated exocytosis; cellular response to calcium ion. Gene Ontology annotation, molecular function: clathrin binding; calcium-dependent phospholipid binding; phosphatidylserine binding.
GAAGGAAGAAAGCAGUCGGGGUAGAUGGAGGGUGUUGAAAGGGAGUUUAGGGUCCCGAGUUUCAGUAGAAAAGGGGAGGACGAGAGAAUAUGAACGCCGCUCCAAGGUUUCAGAAGAGGACAGAAACAGAUGCGCGCUCUUGCAACGGAUGUUUUUCUCUCUCUGCUACUGCCUUAUCCUGAAAUGACUCAAAGAAGGCAAGGAGGAUCUUAGCUCCUCUGCGACCACCUGUCUCUCCCAAACCUGCGCUGCCUUACUAUUGAAUGUUCGGCCAACAGCCCACCCGGAAGAACGCGUGCGCGCGCACACGCACAUUGAGGAGAGGGGAGCAUUGUUUUUACAAGUAGAAAACUGCCUUUUUUUUCCCUUCUUUUCACUCCCCUCCCCCUUUGUUUACGUCUCUCCCCAGAUCUCCUUAGUUCACGCGCACUGCGUGUAAGUUGGUGCAAAUCCCGAUAGCUUUAAGAAGGCUUCAGCAUCUCUCCUUCACCUAUCCUUUCCUCUCCUCCAGCUAUGGGGCUAACUUGGGGUUCCUAGUAGUUAGCGGGUUCUCCGGCAAAACUCUGGCCAGAUGAUGGUUUAAAACAAACAAACAAAAAACAAGGUAUCAAACUGAGUUCGAGGGGGGCGAAAGGGUGAUAUAAAGAAAAAGAAAGGAACAAAAAGAGCAAGGAAAAAGAGGAGAGAAGAAAGAUGCGUUUCCGCGAGGACGGAGUGAGCAGUCUGUGCCAGAAGGCGCUGCACAUCGUAGCGGAGCUCUGCUUCGCUGGCCAAGUGGAGUGGGAGAAAUGCUCUGGCAUCCUCCCGCGAAAUAACGCCAACCAAGGUGGAGACAGUACAGAUAUCUCUGUCAGUCUUUUAGCUAUAGUAGUCAGCUUUUGUGGACUGGCCUUGCUGGUAGUCUCACUCUUUGUCUUCUGGAAACUCUGUUGGCCACGUUGUAGAAACAAACUUAUUUCCAAUGUCAGUGCCCUGCCACAGAGCAUCUCAAGUACUCCAGUUUUUGAGAUUGAGGAAAAAGAAGAGAAAAAAGAAAAUGAGAUGUCCUCUCUACAAAUUGAGUCUGCCAUGAAAAUCAGCCAUACUUCCCCAGAUAUACCCACUGAGGUACAGAAUACUUUGAAAGAACAUCUCAUUAAACAUGAACCUCUCCAGAGACAGACCACUGAACCCACAUCUUCAUCCAGGCAUAAUUCCUUCAGGAGACAUCUACCAAGGCAAAAACAAGUGUCCAGUGUUGAUUUUUCUAUGGGCAUAGAACCAGUUUUAUGGAGGGGACAAACAACUACCAGCAUUGGGAGAAUAAAACCUGAGCUCUAUAAACAGAAGUCAGUUGACUCUGAGAGCAGCAGGAAAGAAGAUGUCAAAACUUGUGGGAAACUUAAUUUUACUCUCCAAUAUGAUUACGAAAAUGAACUACUUGUUGUUAAUAUUAUCAAAGCCUUAGAUUUACCUGCGAAAGACUUUACAGGAACAUCUGACCCCUAUGUGAAAAUAUAUCUUCUUCCAGAUAGGAAAAAGAAGUUUCAGACCCGAGUACACAGAAAGACUUUAAAUCCUUUAUUCGAAGAAACCUUUCAAUUUCCUGUAGCCUAUGACCAACUGAGCAACAGAAAACUACACUUGAGUGUAUAUGAUUUUGACAGAUUUUCUAGACAUGACAUGAUUGGGGAAGUGAUUCUGGAUAAUUUUUUUGAAGUCUCUGAUCUUUCCAGGGAAGCUACAGUGUGGAAAGAUAUUCAUUGUGCAACUACCGAAAGCAUAGAUCUGGGUGAAAUCAUGUUUUCCCUUUGUUAUUUACCUACGGCUGGACGAAUGACAUUAACAGUCAUCAAGUGCAGAAAUCUCAAGGCAAUGGAUAUCACAGGUUCAUCAGAUCCAUAUGUAAAAGUGUCACUAAUGUGUGAGGGUCGAAGAUUAAAAAAAAGAAAAACAACUACCAAAAAAAAUACUUUAAAUCCAGUUUAUAACGAAGCCAUCAUUUUUGAUAUUCCUCCUGAAAAUGUGGACCAAGUCAGCCUCUUGAUUGCUGUCAUGGAUUAUGAUAGGGUAGGACACAAUGAGGUAAUAGGAGUAUGUAGGACAGGACUUGAUGCUGAAGGUCUUGGAAGAGAUCAUUGGAAUGAAAUGCUAGCCUAUCACAGAAAACCAAUAACUCAUUGGCAUCCAUUGCUAGAAUUACCUGGACGAGCUACUAGUUUUGAUAGUCAAGGAUCUUGUUCAUCUCCCAAAAAACUACCCUCCACACCUUAGUAUCUUCAGACUAAAGUUGACAUAGCAACCAGGAGUAUAUCUUCAUCAUUAUCUACAAAAAGAGAUUGUUUGGCUUCCUUGUCUGAAUAAUAUGUAUAGUAUUCUAUUGAGUUAAUAUUGUUUCUCUUUCUAUUUUGCCUUUGUCUUACUGAUUAUAAUAAUUUAAUAUUUCAGAAGGAGAUAGAAGAAACAUUUCUUCUUUAUUAUUCCUGUUAUUGUGUUGUUAUUAUUAUUGUUAAAGGACUAUACCCUAUUAGUCUAAAUAGUAUUUCUAGAAUUUGUACUACUUUAUAUAAGUAUUUAUAUCAGAUACAAAUAAUAAAUUCUUUCUCAGUAAAAUACAUAACCAUACAGUUAUUGUUAAAGGUAGCAUAAUAGUUGUAUGACUAUAGUUUUAGAUGCUGUAAUUAUAUGGACAACUGAGUGAACUUAGAAAAGUCAUUUAAACUUUAUAAGCGGAGUAGGUUUCCUUGUCCUUAAGUUGAAAAUUUUUUUACCAUUGUUUUUUCUACCUCUGAUGUCCUAUGUUUUCAUUUUGUACUCUCUCCAUUAAUAAAUAAUGUAAGUUUGAAGUUUAUUGUAAAAUUCUCAAGACAGUUAUCAUUUUCCUUAACUGUAGUCUUGAUGUUAUUUUUUUGGUGUUAUACUAGACAUUUCAUCUAUUCUCUAGAAGUUUUUGAUCUCUUGCAGAGAUUGUGGUGUUGAUAAAAUAGAAAUUUUUUAAACUUCAAAAUUACAUUUAAUGAUUUAAAAAACUAUCUUGACUAUAACUUUAAGACCUAAUUAGUAGACAGAAAAUGGAGUUUCCUUAACCAAAUUAGCCCAUUUAGCUAGCAUUGAUUUGUAUUAUCCUGUUUUCAAUUAACUAUUUUUGAACAAAGAUUAAUAUUCUUAGAGAGGAAUGAAAUCAGUCUGUCUUUUAAAAUUGCUCUUGUAAAGUUCUCACUGAAUUUCAUGUGAAUUUUUUGUAAUAUGACUAUAUACAUGUACACAUACACAAAGUUCUCACAAUGCUAUCUGUAUUCUUUCUUUUCUAUGAGUGUAUAAACAAUGAUGAUUACUUUUAAUACUAAUAAGGAAAUAAACAAUGGAAUUAUGUA